Ochlerotatus camptorhynchus is the source of this 337-nucleotide messenger RNA. RefSeq names its product histidine-rich glycoprotein-like. NCBI's taxonomy places the organism in Eukaryota, Metazoa, Arthropoda, Insecta, Diptera, Culicidae. The record is from RefSeq and is a predicted model, not a curated record. The transcript has a single exon. The annotation marks the transcript as partial.
AUGAUCACGGAAAUCAUUGUUGAGGCCAUUAUUAGUCGCCAUUCAAAGACAACAUCCAUCAGGCUGCAAGACAAUUGCCAUCAUCACGCCAAAAGCCACCGAAAGUCACCAUCACCGAAAGCCACCAUCACCGAAAGCCACCAUCACCAGAAGCCACCAUCACCGGAAGCCACCAUCACCGGAAGCCCCCAUCACCAUCACCACCGAAACCGUAAGCCACCAUCACCGAUAGUCGGUACCACCACCGUAAAUCACCAUUACCACCGAAACCAUAAGCCACCAUCACCGAUAGUCGGUACCACCACCGUAAGUCACCAUCAUCUCCACCACCAAAACC